GCAGGACGUAUUUCAGACCCGAAACGAAACCUAGUGACGUUGCACCUUCGGUAACAGAACUGCGACCCUACUACAUAAUGAUCUUAUGCACAAAGUUCGGGCCUUAAGUCCUGAAGAGAUGUAAAACAAGAUGCUGAAACCUUUAAUCGACCUCAUCACCCGUGUCAUCGGGUAUGGCUAUGACAAUUUCUCUGAUAAAAAAGUUUUAUUAUAUCAUGAUGGACGAAAAUCUGUAUAGGAAACAAAAAGCGCUCGGAGUACUACCGAACGUUAAUGACGAAGACGAGGAAAGUAGGUUUCGAUUGUUGAGAGAAAGUAUGCUGAAACUUCUUCAUAUUUCUGAAUCGGAAAAAAACGACUCGACGGACGACGACGACAACGACGGCUAUGCUAUCAACGCCGUGUCCAGUAAAAGCGGAGCUCGAAACAAACGGGCAGGAAAACCAAAGUUAACAGAAAACCGACGAUCGAGCUCGGGAGAGAAAGGACCACUAAAACACGGUAAAGAAUAUUCAGCAAGUACUCGGCGGAAAUCCAGCUUCAAGAAGACAUGUAAACUUACAGAACCCCUUAAGAGGAGCAGCUCGGCAACGUCAUUAGAACAUAUUAAACGAAAACCUUCAGCCGAUAACAGUAAAGGACGUACACACGACAGAAGUUGGAAACUUAGAACUCGCCGAACGAGCAGGUAA
Limulus polyphemus (Atlantic horseshoe crab) is the source of this 692-nucleotide messenger RNA. RefSeq lists its product as uncharacterized. The transcript is spliced from 2 exons. Lineage: Eukaryota; Metazoa; Arthropoda; Merostomata; Xiphosura; Limulidae. The record is from RefSeq and is a predicted model, not a curated record. Bases 174 to 692 code for a protein of 172 amino acids.